AUGACAUCAUUGCAGUUAUUGUUACUGAUAUUUACAUUGACAUUAAUACUUCAGCUGGUUAAAUCAUCAUCAACAACAUCAUCAUCAUCAUCCAACAGUGGAGCUUCCUGGCAACCAGCUCUGAGCGACAGCCGAUCCACCCAAGAAGCCAAUACCUAUGCUGACUUACCUCCGACUGUCUUUUCACCCACUGGUCGCCUCCACUCAGUUGAAACGAUAGUGGAAGCUGCCAAAUCGAGUAGCAAUCCUCGAGCCAACUUGGUUUUGGCCAUGAAUUGCAACGAUGGGAUUGUUUUAAUUUCCAAUACUCCCACCUCCCCGUAUUUGAAUACAACUACGACUACGACUACAACUACGACUACAACUACGACUACAACUACAACUACGACAUCAAGCGACAAUGCAACACUGUCAUCAUUGUUCUUGGACAAUCAACAAAAUUCCAUUUUUCAUUCACUAUCUCCCAGUCUCGUUGUAGUUACGGCUGGAAAUAUAGUCGACGGACACGUAUUGAAGCACUUGUGUCAUGAGGUGUCUCAUUCUUGGAUGCAACAGUCCGGUGGUGGUGUUGCGGCCAUAGGUGGAUUGGCACGACAAUUGGCCGAUCAAUUGCAAUUGCCAACCCAAAGUAUCGCGGAUGCGGAUGGCAAGAGGAAUUACAAAAUGUUGGCCAGUUUUGCACUUCUUGUUGGUCACAAGGAAUUGUGGAGAUUGGAUCCGACAGGACAAUUUUGGAAAUCGCAAGCCGCAGUGAUCGGGUGCAAUGCCAACAAGGCCGAAGCCAUAUUGUAUCAAAAAUUGUUGAAUCAAGGCAACGAUAUUUGCCAAACCAUACAGCGGAUGUCGUCGGAGGAUGCCUUGACCUUGUUGAAAGACUGUCUCGAAUCAUCCUUUCCAGCUCCACCAUCAUCGAGCAAAAGUACUGCCAAGAAGAUUUAUUGGCAGGCAAUGGUGCAGUAUCAUACUACUGCUACUACUGCUACUAAUCGUCGUCCACGGCGCAUCUUUCAAAGGGGUGCCUUUGCACCGCAUCAUGCUCCAGUGAUAUCAGAGGCAGCAGCAGCUUCUUCAGCAACCAAAGUAUCAUAG
Messenger RNA from Cylindrotheca closterium, 1089 nucleotides. Lineage: Eukaryota; Bacillariophyta; Bacillariophyceae; Bacillariales; Bacillariaceae. The record is from the annotation of a GenBank genome assembly.